GCCGGAAUUCCGGCAUGUUAAUGCCUGCAUUAUCGGCUCAUUAAAGCCGAGGCCAUCUUCCAAAAGCAGAGGCAGAAGUUGUGGACAGAACUGGGCACGGAUUUGAUACCGACGUUUCCCAGGAUCGCUGCUGACCCUCCGCCCUUUCAGCCUCUCAGUGAGGAUUAGUGCGUGGUGUGUGAACCUGCCGUCAGAUUAAUAGUGCCAGCUCUGUGAACCUGCCGUCACCCGGGGUCUGGCAUCAGGACUUACGGCAGCCGGGUCACCGGGUCAAGUGACCUUUCUCGUCAACAUUUGACAACCUUUUCCAUCUGUCUGGCAGCGCUGACUCAAUACCGGCGCUACUAGCCCGAGAUACCAGUGUGUUAGUACUUAAGAUAUGCGCUCCCAGGAGUGUGAAGACAUUUGAAGUUAGAUAUCGCAUUCGUUGGCUGGUCUCCGCCGACAGUCCUCAGUCCAGACCUCACCAUGGACGGCUGGAUCCCUGCGCUGUUUCUGCUGACCGCGGUCUACACAGCAGGAUGUGAGUGUGCGGAGGCGGAGGAGCGGCUGGUGCGGCACCUGUUUAACAGCACUAACUACAGCCCGCUGAUCCGACCCGCCCUCAGGCCUGGCGACAUCGUCACAACAACGUUCAGUCUGUACCUGUCCCAGCUCAUCAGUGUGACCGAAAAGGCUGAGAUUCUGAAGACUAACGUCUGGCUGGAACAGCAAUGGCAGGACUACCGUCUGGCCUGGGUGAAGGAAGACUUUGACCACCUGGAGGCGAUCCGAGUGCCUGCAGCUGUGGUCUGGAAACCUGACAUCGUUCUCUUUAACAACAAGGACGGCCAGUUUGACGUUGCCCUCCACUCGAACGUGAUAGUCUACAACACCGGGGACUGCUACUGGCUCCCUCCCGCCAUCUUCCAGAGCUCCUGCUCUAUCGACGUGCGCCAGUUCCCGUUUGACCGACAGAACUGCAGCAUGAAGUUCGGCUCCUGGACCUACACGUCUGACGAGGUGAACCUGGUCAUUUCGGAUUAUGGCAAAACGGCCAUCCUGGAUGACUUUAAAGCCAGCGGAGAGUGGAACCUGCUCGACUCCCCCAGCAGGAGGUUGGUGGAAGGGGACGAGGUGUAUAUCUACUAUGACCUUAUCAUUGAGAGAAAGCCUCUGUUCUACAUCAUCAACCUGAUCAUUCCUUGCAUCGCGAUAUCAUCUUUAUCUGUGCUGGUGUUCUACCUGCCGUCCGACUGUGGGGAGAAGAUCACACUCAGCAUCUCCGUACUACUGGCCAUGACUGUGUUCCUGCUGCUGAUCGCAGACAUCAUCCCAUCCACGUCUUUACAGAUCCCACUAAUCGGCAAGUACCUGAUGUUCACCAUGAUCUUCGUCACCAUGACGACCGUGAGUACCGUGUGCAUCCUGAACAUGCAUCACCGGACGGACAAGACGCACGAGAUGCCGGCCUGGAUGCGUGCCGUGACCAGGGUCCUGGCGACGAUCCUGCGGAUCCAGAAGCCGGGAGACGAUGAGGAGGAUGAGGAGGAGAAACCGAUCUACAUGUGGGACCAGCCGGUGGACAGCAUGCCCAUGAAAAAGGUUCGUAACGGGGUUCUUCAGGACGCUCAGGGCCGGCCGUUAGGCACCAUCAGCCAAGGCAGCCCACAGGCCCCUCCCCGGCAGGACCGCAACUCGCCAGUAGUCCUGCCGCCCGAGAUGCAGGACGCCGUCAAGAGCGUCAAGUUCAUCGCAGACCACUUCAAGACAAAGGACGAGGGAGCCGCGGUGAGUGACGAGUGGUCGUUCGUUGCCUUGGUGAUUGACCGCGUCUGCCUGUGGCUCUUCAUCAUCGUCUGCGUCCUCGGGACCCUGGGUCUGUUCUUCGAGCCGCUGUUCCUGGGAAACACGGGCUGAGGACGGGGUCAUCGCUCGCCAGGACUGGCACGUCAUGUCAUGUUUACAGGGUGCCGUGCUCAUGCGCACGUUGCACCAAUCACAAUUCAACACGUUUGGCACUUGGCUGACCAUUGUAGGAUCACUCGACGCGCACCAACAGAGGGCUGCACUACAUUACCAUGGAUAUGUCUACAACAUCAUCGCAUAACGUAACAUAUAAUAUCGCGAUGAAUAUCUGUGAGAUGCCAUUUUAUUGAUACCAAGGCGGGGAACGCCUGUAGUAUACCAUCUUAUGCAUAGCAAAGUGGUGAGAAUUUGGGAGAUGCCAUCUUACUAAGAACAUGGCGAAGAAAACCUGAGAGAUACCAUCUUAUAAACAACAUUGCGAUGAACAUCUGGGUGAUACCAUUCUACUCAUAACAAGCAGUAAUUGUUGCGGAGAUUCCAUCUAAAGAACAUGAACACGUGUAAGAUACGUUCUACAUAACGUCGCCAUGGACAUCUGUGAGGUACAAUCCUCUGUGUCAAUGUGUGUUGCCGAGGCCUAUUUGUCCUCUCGGCCAGCGGUGAACUCUUGUCAACUUGUAAGACAGCGUGAGCUAUGAGGUGUGUCUUUGUGGAGAAACUGUCUAUGGGAGGUGCCUGAUGGAACUCCUCAGCUCUUCUCCGUAUCAUGCCUUCAAGCUGUUCACCUGGGAGGAGUCGGUGAACGCAUCGGAGACAACACUGGCGUUUCACACCAAGGUCUUCAUGGUGACUAUAGAGGAAUUAGCCUGCUCGCCAGCUCAAAAAUUUAAAUAUCGACUUCUAUCAACCCUUGACCCAUUGCUGACGUCACACAUGCAUGAAGUCUUGCGUCCAGAGCAAUGCAUUGGGUCAGAUAGCUGAGGACAGAGCGUUUAGGCUCAAAUUUUUCGUUGAGUCUCUUUUUUAGUUGGCAAAUAUUUUAGUUUCUUCAUGAUAUAAUUUAACAAUUCAAUUUAGAUAGUCUGUCAUGAUUGUUUUGACAAAUCACACUUCCAACGUGGUCUAUUAUUUGUGUUCCCAUUGAAUUCAUUGAUUUUGCUGACUUGUUACUUUGAUUGAGUAUAACAACACAUCUACUGAAACAGAAACAAACAUUCAUUUGCUUGGGAGAUAAUUUUAUUAUAUUUUUCCAUAGCCUAUUACUUUUGUAUAGGUUUUAUGACAUGCACAUUUGUGUGGAUGGAGUAUUGUAAGAAAUAUUUUAUUUCUGAGUAUGGGAACAGAAACGGUCCCAUUUGAACGAUAAUUUGUUUUAUUUACAAGUUCACAUUUACUUAUCUAACGAAUUUCUUAUUCCUAUGGUGGACCAGCAGCUUGGCAUGAAAGAGGACAUCUAGCGGAAAGCUGCAUACUGCAGUAGCUGCAGUCCCGUUACGAGACAGGGCGUAUUUUAAUUGACUAUAGCGUCUGCGGCAAGGGGUAAUCAGUGAGAAGAUAAGUGAUAAUACUUCAUACAGUAGCAACUGGUGUUUUCAUCGAAGUUGGAUUCACUUAGGUUGCGGAAACUUUAUUUGCAAAAAAGGCAAACGAUUGUUAUGACUACGUAACAUGCAAUUGAUGUUUUGUAGAUUGAUAAAGUUAUUUAUAUUUGACAAUAAAUCACAAUACCAGCGG
This is a messenger RNA of Branchiostoma floridae (Florida lancelet), 3522 nucleotides long. Its product is annotated as neuronal acetylcholine receptor subunit beta-2-like. Gene Ontology annotation, biological process: monoatomic ion transmembrane transport; regulation of membrane potential; chemical synaptic transmission. Gene Ontology annotation, molecular function: transmembrane signaling receptor activity; acetylcholine-gated monoatomic cation-selective channel activity. NCBI's taxonomy places the organism in Eukaryota, Metazoa, Chordata, Leptocardii, Amphioxiformes, Branchiostomatidae. The record is from RefSeq and is a predicted model, not a curated record. The transcript has 7 exons. Gene Ontology annotation, cellular component: postsynaptic membrane; synapse; neuron projection. The coding region runs from base 469 to 1899 and encodes 476 amino acids.